GGAGGGCACAGAGUGGCUGAAGCUGGCGUCACCUUCCGUUGCUAAGGUAACGUGCGCUGGCCAUAUUAUCUGAUAAAGGAAGUCCACUGGAUGGAAUACAUUAUUCAUCACUGAUCUAAUCAAACAAUCAAAAUUGUUUACUUUCUCUGGGAAUAUUUAGUGAGAUCAAAGACAGCUGGCUGGAACUGCCCUUGUUUGGCUACAGGCGGACAGUUAGCCCUUGAUUUUUUUUCUUUUCUUUUUUUUACAGUAUCUAAGUGAAGAUAUUCUCUCCAAAUCCUGUGUUUGGAACAUCAACAAUGGAUUAUCCCAAAAUGGAUUAUUUUCUGGAUGUCGAGUCUGCUCAUAGACUCUUGGAUGUGGAGUCAGCUCAAAGAUUCUUCUAUAGCCAAGGAGCUCAAGCUCGCCGGGCGACCCUGCUCCUGCCUCCCACAUUAAUGGCGGCAUCUUCAGAGGAUGACAUAGACCGGAGGCCCAUCCGCAGAGUCCGCUCCAAGAGUGACACCCCGUACCUUGCGGAGGCCAGGAUCUCCUUUAACCUGGGGGCAGCUGAGGAAGUGGAGAGGCUGGCGGCGAUGCGUUCCGACUCCCUGGUCCCGGGCACGCACACCCCACCCAUCCGGAGGAGAAGUAAGUUUGCCAACCUGGGGAGGAUUUUCAAGCCUUGGAAAUGGAGAAAGAAGAAAAGCGAAAAGUUCAAACACACAUCAGCAGCUCUGGAGAGGAAGAUCUCAAUGAGACAAAGCAGAGAGGAGCUUAUCAAGCGAGGGGUCUUGAAGGAAAUCUAUGAUAAAGAUGGGGAGCUCUCCAUAUCCAAUGAAGAUGACUCCCUGGAAAAUGGGCAGUCCUUGAGCUCCAGCCAGCUGUCUCUGCCUGCACUGUCAGAAAUGGAGCCGGUCCCCAUGCCCAGGGAUCCCUGUUCAUACGAGGUGCUCCAAGCUUCAGACAUUAUGGAUGGGCCAGAUCCUGGCGCCCCCGUGAAAUUGCCUUGUCUGCCAAUGAAACUGUCACCUCCGCUACCUCCAAAGAAAGUCAUGAUCUGUAUGCCCGGCGGGGGCCCAGAGCUCUCCCUGGCAGCCUACGCAGCCCAGAAGAGCAGCCAACAGGGCGUGGCCCAGCACCACCACACCGUCCUGCCGUCUCAGAUCCAGCACCAGCUGCAGUAUGGCAGCCACGGCCAGCACCUCCCCUCCUCCACCGGCACCCUCCCCAUGCACCCCUCCGGCUGCAGGAUGAUAGAUGAGCUGAAUAAAACGCUGGCCAUGACCAUGCAGAGGCUGGAAAGUUCUGAGCAGCGAGUCCCCUGUUCCACUUCUUACCACAGCUCUGGUUUGCACUCAAGUGACGGUGUCACAAAAGCAGGACCCCUGGGCCUUCCAGAAAUAAGACAAGUGCCAACUGUUGUGAUUGAAUGUGAUGACAAUAAAGAAAAUGUGCCUCAUGAGUCGGACUAUGAAGACUCUUCUUGCCUAUACACAAGAGAAGAGGAGGAAGAGGAAGAGGAUGAAGAUGAUGACAGCUCUCUGUACACCAGCUCCCUGGCCAUGAAGGUCUGCAGGAAGGACUCCUUAGCCAUCAAACUCAGCAACAGGCCCUCCAAGCGAGAGCUAGAAGAAAAGAACAUUCUCCCCAGGCAGACGGAUGAGGAGAGGCUGGAGCUAAGGCAGCAGAUUGGCACCAAGCUCACCAGGCGGCUGAGCCAGAGGCCAACUGCUGAAGAGUUGGAGCAGAGGAACAUCCUGAAACCUCGGAAUGAACAAGAAGAACAGGAGGAGAAACGAGAGAUCAAGAGGCGGCUAACUCGAAAGCUCAGUCAAAGGCCCACAGUGGAAGAACUUCGGGAAAGGAAGAUCCUCAUCCGCUUCAGUGACUACGUGGAGGUGGCCGAUGCUCAGGACUAUGACCGCAGGGCAGACAAGCCGUGGACCCGCCUCACCGCUGCUGAUAAAGCUGCCAUUCGGAAGGAGCUCAAUGAAUUUAAAAGCACGGAGAUGGAAGUUCAUGAGUUGAGUAGACACUUAACAAGGUUUCACCGACCUUAACAGUGGAAUUGCUCUUGAGUACUCUGCUGUCUUCAAAACAUAAAUUUAUAAGAACCAUAAGUGCUGGUAUUUAUUCACUUCCCCAUUAAGAUGUAAAUCUUUUGAACUGCCUUUUUUUUAAAAAAAAGAGAGAGAGAGAGAGAAAGAGAAGAAAAAGAAGCAGCAGCAAAAUAAAAGGAAACAAUCAGGAUUCUAUGUGUGACAACAUCGUGAUGGUGACCGAUGCUCCAUCAGAACUGCAGGCUCUACUUCCAGUACUGAAAUGGGUCCCAAGCAGCCAGCAGAGCCCAGACUGAAGACCUCGCAGAGGUGGAGUGGUCCUCACCCUCUCCAUCCAGGCCCGGCAGGCACCGCGUUGGUUUAGUCUGCCAUGAAUUCCUUCCUCACAAGGGACUAUGAGCUGAGUCCAAGGAUGUGGGAGAUGUGGCCUAGUGUGGGAGUGACUGUACAAAGUUGGCCUUCUAGAUUUGGCCAGAUGCACUGGCUCCAGAUGUGGCACCCGUCCUGGGGAAUCCCUGAGGAGAAGGAAGAGGAUAGGAGGAAGGAGGGAGUCGUUCUGGGUCACGCUUAUCCUUUCUCUUCAGUUUGUUCCUGGGAGAGUCUGUGUUCUAGCCUGUUGGUCCUGAGCAUGUGUGAAGUAGAUGGGGAAAGCUGGUGCUGAGCUCCAGGCUGCCCCCUAUCCUGAGCUGAGAUGCCUGCUCAGAUGCUCCGGGAUAGAAAAGGAGAGUUGUUAGCUAAUCAGUUCAAACUAAUUGACCCGCUCACGUUCAGGAAGCCUAAUGUCAGAGGUGAUCCACACAGAUGAACACCAUCAAAAACAUGGCGUUCACUUGUAUGAACACGAGGAGCCUGUCAGGGUCAGAAACUCUGGCUGGUAUCCUUCAGCUGCUCUAUGCCCCCUAGGGUCUACUAAGAUGAUGUGGCCUGGAAAUAAACAGCUUCUGAUUUUAGGAUCAGGCAUGGGGACCAGAAGCCAUGCCUAUAAGACUGGCUCUCCAGCCCCUGAGGGACUGGAACCCCAGCACCUCUCCAUGGCCUUCUAAUUCUCUUUUCUCUGUCUGAUGCAUUUCCAUGGAGAUGUCCAGAGCUGAGUAUGGGCUAGCCAUGCCAAACCACAGAGCACCUCCCUGCUCCACCGAUCCAGAGAGAAUCCUUCCUCUCUGCUGAUGGUAAGAGGCUGGAGAUGUGCCUCCAAUAGUCCUGUGUACUGGGACCCCAGGAAGGCAAGCUCUGUUGACCAGGGCAUAUAUAUAUAUAUAGUUUGGUUGUCCAAACUCUAACAAGUAUGCUAAUGAGGCUUGCCACAGGGGCGUUAUUUUCCUUACCAGAGCUCUUCUGAACCAUCGGUGGUGUGCCUAGCUUCAGGACCACCACAGUCCUUCUUGGUGAUAGCUCUCUCUAUACGACACAUGCCCCGGGUUUAGAAAGAUGCCAGCCUGGCUAUCCCUAAAAGAAUCAAGGCCCCACCAUCAACUGUGUGGAAACCUAGUUACUUUUAGUAUGUGAAACUCAUCCAUGAGGCCAUGGAUCUCUUUGCAGGCAUUAAUUUCUCCAUGGUAAGAGAGAUACGGUGAGGGGGAGCUCAGGAUAUCUCCACAGGCAGCGCACGGCUCUGUCUAGCCCAAGGACACCACUAUCACUAGAUCUUUUCAUUAUUAUUUGAAUGUUGAAUUUGAAUAAUUCCUGCAGUUGGGAGAGGUAUUCAGGGAAAAUGUGGUUGAGAUUUUAACGUGGCUAUAAACACAGUCUUCAUGGCUGUCAACACAGUCUUCUGGAAAGGCUUACUGACAUUUGAAUGUGCAAACGGUAGGACCAGACCGCAGGGCUCUUUCAUUGAACUUCUCUAAAGCAGGCAGGCAUGUGCUGUGGGCAGGCCCAGUUGCCUGCCUGGCUGUGGCCUGAGGUCGGCACUUCCUCUAACCAGCAGCUGUGCUUUAGGAAGCACACAGCACCCUGGCCUGACCUCCGGGCCUUCCCCAGCCAGGAGUGAGUCCUAGGAACCUCAUUCCAUUGACUCCUCCCAGGAAGGCUCAGGGUUUCUCUACUGGCCUGGAUUCUUGGGCCUUCCCCCUGGGAACAGAAGGCCCAAACUGACAUCCCUGUAGUCAGCCCACAGGCCAGGUUGCCCUUCCAAGUGCCCUGAGACAACAGUCCCUUCUCUGCACGGGAGAAAGUGAACAGGCCCCACUUCUCUUCCUGCUACAAGGACACCCUUUGUGGAAGUCAUUGUCUCAGAGUUAAGGGUGCACUUUCCAUACUCCUGAAAGGUCAUUGACCUUCAGCAUCAGCUAUGACAAACCCAAGUUAAGUGGCUUUACCCAGCUCAGCAGCCUGCAGGACAGGGCCCUCUGCUGUCUCUUUCUAAAAACCUUAAGGUCUUUUAGGAUGAUCUAUCCAUAUUUCUUUCCCCCCCCCCCCAUAUCGUUACUGAAGCAACUUGUGUUACUUCCCCAAAUGACGAUUUGACUUAAGUGGGGAAGGAAAAGAGGUGGGCUAGACAGCUUCACAUACACACACCCCUUUCCUGAAACAUGUGCAGUUCUGAGGACAGUAUACUUGAGGGUCUCCAUGCCCAGUGGAGUGCGCUGUCAUUUGAAUUCACAUCAGUUCCCCCUCAUAAUCAGACUUUGUGCCAAACCCCACCUCAAACCCCAGCCUUGACUAGAGGCUCUGGCUGAUUUGCUUUUGUGAAAUUUCUGCUCAACCUUCAUAUUCUUUCUUCCCCCAAAGGCCCUCAAAGCCCUGUAAAAGAUGGAAAACUUUAGCCUUUCUGUCAGAUGCGAGAAAACCAAACAAGGAGAUGGUCCAUUGUGAUAAGAAGCUCUGAGUUUAUUUUUCUCCCGCUUCUGAACCUGUAUUUAUAUUUGCUGAUUGAACAUUGUGGUGUGGAAUUUCAGGCUGUCACACACGCCUUCCUUGCACAGCCAGUGGGCAAAGGUCACUUCCGGCAACGUUUUCUUCCCAUUUGUCUGGUGAUCCCCAAGCCGGCGGCUCUUCGCAGUUGCUCUCCGGUGUCUGUACAUAGUUCGUCUUUGUAUAGGAGUGAGUGCGUGUGGUGAGCGUCAGUCCGUACUCUUCCGGGUUCUUGUUCCACAGAUGACAGCUGUGUGAGGAAGAUGGUGUAUGAAUUAAACUGGAUCUCUAUGGCCUAGGUUUUGUACAUACAGAAACUGCAUGGUAUUUAAAUUAUUGUUUGUCUGAUGAUGUAUGCAGUUUCUUUAAAAACAAACCAAAAAAUCAA
This is a messenger RNA of Dipodomys ordii (Ord's kangaroo rat), 5283 nucleotides long. RefSeq names its product phosphatase and actin regulator 1 (gene Phactr1). NCBI's taxonomy places the organism in Eukaryota, Metazoa, Chordata, Mammalia, Rodentia, Heteromyidae. Gene Ontology annotation, molecular function: actin binding. The transcript is spliced from 14 exons. Gene Ontology annotation, biological process: stress fiber assembly; cell motility. Bases 300 to 2042 code for a protein of 580 amino acids. The record is from RefSeq and is a predicted model, not a curated record.